Messenger RNA from Rhagoletis zephyria (snowberry fruit fly), 674 nucleotides. RefSeq lists its product as uncharacterized. The record is from RefSeq and is a predicted model, not a curated record. NCBI's taxonomy places the organism in Eukaryota, Metazoa, Arthropoda, Insecta, Diptera, Tephritidae.
UAUAUUUUUCCGUAACAAAACUGUAACAAAAAAUGUUCACUGAUACAGGAUAAAAACAUUUAUCAAGGCUGUUAUUGUACAAUUAAAUCUCCAAAAACGAAUUACAAAUAUGAAAUUGGUUUUAACGCCUGAAGUAGAUAUGUUGACCGUGUCAAAAAGCUCUAUAAACCAGAGAAAACUCAUCUUGAACUUUGCGCCCAGAAUUGGUUUGACAAUGGUAAACUAUACUAAGUUGGAAAACAUCGAUUUUUUUUACCUAGAAUGCCAAAAUUUUCGAGACUAUAAUCGUGAUCCAUACGACAAACUCUCAAAACCUGAGGUAUUUAAGAAGCACUAUGGGAAAUGUGAACGAAAGCAAAUUGAUAGAAACUCUAUUUUAUUAAGUUUGCCGGUUACAUCGGUUCAAGAGAAACAGCCAGUAGUGUAUCCUAUAAAAUAUGGAGGCGACUUACAUUUAGAAGAAAAAAUUCGGUUGGGUGGACAAUAUGACCCCAAAUCUUGCAUAAAAUAUAAACGUUGACACUGUAGCCAAAUAAAAUAUAUUUGAAUGCCUAUAUACGAACCGCUCGUAUGUACAUUUUUCUUAAGAAAAGCAUAUAACCAAUGAUUAAAACUUGUUUGCAACUUUGAAUACGGCUUAAAUUCUAUCAAAGGUAUACUGAAAAGUAUGUAAA